ACACUUACUGAUUCUAACGUUUCUAGCGUAAAUGGGAGUACGAGCCUGUAUCAUUUACCACAACCUCUUCGGAUGAAAGCAAGUUAAAAUUUGAAGCUAAAGUCGUUCGUCUGGGGCGUUCAGAUUACGGAAUUUCGGCCACCUUAGAGUGGAAUUAUGACACGAAUGAGGAAACUAUGGUUGAGGGCCAAGCGUAUCGCAGCAAUACGGGCGACGAGAGUGAUUACAAGUUGCUACCCUGGGCAAUCCCUAAACAGACCUUCUCUGAUUACAUCAACACCUAUUAUAAGGAUGUGGUCAUCAAAAACCUCGGCCACUGUUCCAAUCUCCCCAGAUUCGAAGGCAAAUUUCAGUCGCCCUGGCCAAGAAAGACCUAUAAGGUCGACAAGUGCAAGAUCAAUGGUGAUGGACUACCGGAAAUCGCUCCGCCCGGAUUCUACAAGAUUGUACUCACUAAAUUUGGUCCCGGACAGCCCACGUGGGGAUUCACAGCAGUUAUGAAAGUAACUAACAAAAUGUUCUAGAUCUAGUAAUAUUAAUGGGUUAUU
Drosophila erecta is the source of this 548-nucleotide messenger RNA. RefSeq lists its product as uncharacterized. Lineage: Eukaryota; Metazoa; Arthropoda; Insecta; Diptera; Drosophilidae. The transcript has 2 exons. The record is from RefSeq and is a predicted model, not a curated record. The coding region runs from base 177 to 524 and encodes 115 amino acids.